Centrocercus urophasianus (Greater sage-grouse) is the source of this 1881-nucleotide messenger RNA. It is a transcript of the gene TYW2, whose product is annotated as tRNA methyltransferase 12 homolog. The coding region runs from base 246 to 1535 and encodes 429 amino acids. The record is from RefSeq and is a predicted model, not a curated record. NCBI's taxonomy places the organism in Eukaryota, Metazoa, Chordata, Aves, Galliformes, Phasianidae. Gene Ontology annotation, biological process: tRNA methylation. Gene Ontology annotation, molecular function: tRNA methyltransferase activity. Gene Ontology annotation, cellular component: cytoplasm. The transcript has 7 exons.
UCCGCCACCCUUUGGUGCUCUCCAUCCCUGGGUGCUACAUCCAUUGGUGCCCCCCAUCCCUUAACGUCCCCCACUUCUGAGCCCCCCAUCUCUCGGUGCUCCCUCCCUUGGAUCCCCUGUUCCUCAAUGUCCCCCGUGCCUACGCAGCCCCAUCUCCCUCGUGCCCCCUCCGAGCUCAGCACUCCCACAUCCCACACGUAGGUGCCACGUUCCCGUUGGCCGUCCGUAUCUCUUCGUCCUCUGCAAUGGCUGCGGGGGGUGGCACCAUCCCCGCGCUGGUCACGGAGCCACGCUUUGCCCAGCACCUGAGGCAGCGUUUGGAAGAGGCCCAGCUCUUGGAUACCCGGUACCGGCUGCAGAAGGUGCUGGGGGGCAACGUGGCCCUGCCUGUGCUGGAGGGGAAGGCAGCGGAGCAGUGGCUGCAGGACAAGGAGCUGCAGGGGCCGCCCUGCCGGCUGCUCUGUAUCCAGGACCCUGUCCCCUCAAAGGCUGCCAGCGUGCAGCCGCCCGCCCAGAAGCUGCGCUGUGAGCUGCGUCGGCUGCUGCUGGAACUGGGAGAGAGCUGGUCAGAAGAGCUGGAGUGCGAUGUGCCCCGCACCUGGCAGCGGCAUGGAGACUUGAUCCUGCUGAGUGAGGACAGCUUCAGUGCUGCGCUGUGGGCAAAGCUGGGCCCUGUGCUCUGGGAGACGGUCGCCUCGGCUUUGGGUGCACAGCGCCUGGCCAAGCGAGGACGGGUGUUGCCAGACAAGAUGCGCUCCCCCAGUGUCACCCUGCUGCUGGGCCACAACAGCUGGGUGGAGCAUGUGGACAAUGGCAUUCGGUACACGUUUGAUGUGACAAAAUGUAUGUUCUCCCCGGGUAAUAUCACGGAGAAGCUGCGAGUGGCCUCGAUGCAGUGCUCUGGGGAGGUGCUCGUGGAUCUCUAUGCAGGGAUUGGGUACUUCACACUACCGUACCUGGUUCAUGCGGCUGCUGCCUUUGCCUAUGCCUGUGAGUGGAACCCACACGCCCUGGAGGCCCUGAGGAGGAACCUGGCACUGAAUGGUGUGCAGGACCGCUGCCAGAUCCACGCUGGGGACAGCAGGCAGCUGCAGCUGAGGGAUGUGGCUGACCGGGUGAACCUGGGACUGAUCCCCAGCUCUGAGGAGGGCUGGCCUGUGGCCUGCCGCGUCCUGAAGAAGGGCACGGGAGGAGUUCUGCACAUCCACCACAACGUGGAGGCUCGCCCCGUGCCUCCUGUUCUGAAGGAUGAGCAGAGACUCCCAAAGGAAUCCAACUCUGAGCAGGAGGAUGAAGAACACCGGGCCUCCGAGGAGAUGGAGAGCAGUGGGCAGGAAGUGCUGGCAGCCAGGGUCAGGCCUGAGUGGUGGAGCUGGGCUAAAGCAGCUGCUGCGCGGAUCCGGGGGCUGCUGACAGAGCUGCACAGCCAGCCAUGGCAGACCAGCAUCCUGCACAUCGAGGCGGUGAAAUCCUACGCACCCCAUGUGCAUCACGUUGUGCUGGACCUUGAGUGCCGCCCAAUGCCACCCACCUAGCUGGCCACGGGGCCCCAGCAUGGCUCCAGGUCUGGAUUUUGCCAUCUGGAUGUGGUUUACAUCCUGUGGUCCCGGGUGGCAACAGUGCCCAGCAGCAAGCCAGGCCCCUGCCAUCCCUGCACCUUGUCCAGGGCUGCUGUGUAAGGGGAGCUGUGCUCAGCUGAGCUGCACAGGGACCGUGUGAUGGCAGAGGAUGGAGUUGAGGAUGCCCAUAGUCCCACCCCAGCUCUGCCUACUGCCACCCAGUGCAGGGACAUCGCACUGCCUUGGAUGUGUGCUGGCACUUUCAACCCUGUUUUCACAUUGAAGAGCUGCAGGGACAAAUAAAAUAAACGUUUGUGCUGCG